Molecule: messenger RNA, 1089 nt
Organism: Protopterus annectens (West African lungfish)
Lineage: Eukaryota; Metazoa; Chordata; Ceratodontiformes; Protopteridae
Product: melatonin receptor type 1A-like
Exons: 3
Coding region: 1-1089 (362 amino acids)
Biological process (GO): G protein-coupled receptor signaling pathway
Cellular component (GO): membrane
Molecular function (GO): melatonin receptor activity
Source: RefSeq, a predicted model, not a curated record
AUGUAUAAAUCUCCUAGUCAUGAAGAGGAAGUUGAAGUUCCCAAGGAGAAUGAUGUUUGGCUUAAUGCAGAGGGAUUCUAUACUAGUCAGCAUGUUACCAAAAUGUCUGUCAUGAAUACGAGUUGUGAUGACUGCUGGAUCCAAGGAACAAAUUAUAGUUACCGUUUAACUAAGCAGACCUCAGCUAUGGAGAUGUAUCUUUUGGUCACUGUGUUGAGUUUCACUAUAGUGACAGACAUCAUUGGAAAUGGUCUGGUGAUUUUUUCAGUUCUGAGAAGCAAAAAGCUAAGAAAUCCUGGUAAUGUUUUUGUCAUCAGCUUGUCUGUUGCUGACCUGCUUGCUGCCCUGUAUCCCUAUCCUGCAUUUCUAACUGCAAUAGUCAGUGAUGCUUGGAUACUUGGAGAUAUGCACUGUAAAUUAAGUGGGAUUGUCCUUAGCAUGGGGGUCAUUGGUUCUGUCUAUAGUAUUACAGCCAUUGCAGUCAAUCGGUACUGUUGUAUAUGUCACAGUAGCAGAUAUGACAAGCUAUACAGUAUGAAGAAAACCUAUUGUUAUUUUGGCAUUCUCUGGUUAGUGACUAUCAUUGUCUUGCUGCCUAUCAUUUUUGUUGAUGCUUUGCAAUAUGACCCACUAAUAUACUCAUGCACAUUUAUACAAAGCGUUAAUGCAUCAUGUGCCAUGUCUGUGGCCUUUAUUCAUUUUAUUAUUCCAGUUUCACUUGUCAUCUUCUGCUACUCAAGCAUUUGGAUCCUACUUAUUCAGGUCAAGUACAGAGUCAGGCAAGAGAGCAAGCAGAAACUGAAGCCUUCAGAAAUACGGAGUUUUCUAACUAUGUUUGCAGUGUUCGUGAUUUUUCUCAUUUGUUGGGGUCCAUUUAGUGUUAAUAGUUUGAUUUUAGGCUUCAGUCCACCUGGGAAGGCUCCAGAAAUUCCUAACUCACUCUAUGUAUUAAGUUAUUUUAUUGCCUACUUUAACAGCUGCCUUAGUGGUAUUAUUUAUGGAAUUAUGAACAAAAAUUUUCGCCAGGAGUACAAAAAAAUAUUUACGCUGCUUUGUGUGCCAGUGCUAAAGUGCAAGAAGACAUCUUAA